This is a messenger RNA of Pteronotus mesoamericanus, 1988 nucleotides long. RefSeq names its product POC5 centriolar protein (gene POC5). NCBI's taxonomy places the organism in Eukaryota, Metazoa, Chordata, Mammalia, Chiroptera, Mormoopidae. Bases 123 to 1850 code for a protein of 575 amino acids. The transcript has 12 exons. The record is from RefSeq and is a predicted model, not a curated record. Gene Ontology annotation, cellular component: centrosome.
UGAAACUGUCAGGUUGCUGCUAAGGAGCCCCCUGUACUGGCUGUGGUUUUAGCAGUGACGCGGCGAGGAGACGCGGACGGAGAAGUCUGGGUUCGUUGAGAGCCGCGACGUAUUUGUGCAGAAUGUCAUCAGAUGAGGAGAAAUGCUCACUUCCAGUUAUGCAGAAUGGCUCCAACAGAGGCAGCUCAGUCUCUUCAGAACUUCAGGAAGAGUAUGAAGAACUGCUUCGUUAUGCUAUAGUGGCUCCAAAUAUUGAAUCAGGUGCUCCACAGCCAUCUCAUUCUAAGGGAGAAGUGGUAACAGAAGUUAGAUUUCCUACUAUAAUUGAUGAUAUUCUUCAUAAUCAAGUGGGAAAUAACCCUGUAGAGAGAGAAACAAGGAUGGAAGUUGGAAAAGGAUGUGAUGUAAAUAUUAUAAGUCAUUCAAAGACAGAAGGGUUGUCACCAGUGUCAUCACCAAGGAAGCCUUCAUACCCCGUCAUGGAUUUUUUCAGUUCGAAUAUUUUAGGUGACUCUUCCUCAGCAGGGUCUAAUUCCAGUCAUGCAGGUGUUCAUGAAAUAGUUGUGGGUGAUUUUCUCGUUUCUGAUGAAAACCUUCAGAAGGUGGAAAAUGUACUGGAUGUUUGGAGUUCAGGCCUUAAGACAAACGUCAUAUCUGAACUAACUAAGUGGAGACUAAAUUUUAUUGACUGGCAUCGUAUGGAAAUGAAAAAAGAGAAAGAAAAACAUGCAGCACAUUUAAAACAACUGUGCAACCAGAUCAACAGCUUGAAGGAGCUGCAAAAAGCCUAUGAAAUCUCUAUUGGGAGAAAAGAUGAGGUGAUUUCCAGCUUGACUCAUGCCAUAGGCAAGCAAAAGGAAAGGAUAGAGUUGAUGAGAACAUUCUUCCACUGGCGAAUUGGCCAUGUCAAAUCCAGACAGGAUGUUUAUGAAGGCCAACUAGCUGACCAGCACUUCCAGAGAACUUUGCUGAAGAAGGUCUGGAAAGCCUGGCGUUCCACGGUGCAGAAGAAGUGGAAAGAUGUGGUGGAGCGAGCUUGUCAAGCAAGAGCUGAAGAAGUUUGUGUCCAGAUUUCCAAUGAUUAUGAAGCCAAAGUUGCUAUGUUAUCUGGGGCUUUGGAAAAUGCAAAAACUGAAAUCCAAAGAAUGCAGCAAGAGAAAGAGCACUUUGAAGAUUCCAUGAAGAAAGCUUUCAUGCGGGGAGUCUGUGCAUUAAAUCUUGAAGCCAUGACAAUAUUUCAAAACAGAAAUGACACAGACUUCACAAAUAAUAAAAAGGAAGAGUAUGGUCCUGGUGUCCAAGGAAAAGAACAUCCUGUUCAUUUGGAUCCUUCGGCCCCUUCGGUGCUCUCAGCAGGGGCGGCAGCACCGGGCCCAUCAGCCGCAGCCCUGGCAGCGACCAGCACCGCUGCCUUUCCCUCCGCCGCCUCCGUCACCUCCGCCGGGGCUGCUUCUGCUUCCUCCGCUCACCUUCCUGUUUCUGCUCCUCUGGGCGCCGCACCUACAGCUCCUGCUGCACCGGAAGAAAUGUACAUACCCAGAGUUGUGACAUCCGCACAGCAGAAAGCGGGAAGAACAAUCACAGCCCGCAUCACAGGGAGAUGUGAUUUUGCUUCAAAAAACAGAAUUAGCAGCAGUUUAGCUAUAAUGGGAGUUUCUCCUCCCAUGAGCUCAGUUGUUGUGGAAAAACAUCAUCCAGUCACAGUGCAAACUAUUCCUCAAGCUGCUGCAGCAAAAUAUCCCCGGACUAUUCAUCCUGAGAGUGCUACCUCGGCUUCCAGAUCUCUCGGGACCAGAUCAACUCACACUCAGUCACUUGCCAGCGUUCAUUCCAUCAAAGUGGUUGACUAAAAUGAAUAUGUGCAUAUUAAGAUCUUUUAAGUCCUCUGGUUUUACCAAGGAUUAGAAGUCUGUAGUUUCACAUUUUUCCAUAUUUUUAGAACAUUGUGGAUACAUCAUGUUCAUCUUUUCAAAAUCACAAAAGACUUU